UACCCGGUUUGCACUUAAUCACACAGAACUGAAUCGGCUCUGAAGUAAAGGCAGUGCUCCUUAACAAGAGGCAGAAUUCUUGAUCAACUUGUGCACAUAAAACCAGAAGAGAUGAAGCUGCAUCUUUUUAUAGUUAUUCUUUUGAUUCAUUUAAUGCGGACUGUUCAAGAAGAGAAGGAGGAACUGACCAACACAGAGGAAGAUCAGCAACUAUUUGUCGACAGUUACCUCAAGAACUUCAGCAAUUUUACAUUUUCUUAUGAUAUUGAUUUUGCUCCCUGCAGCGUAAGAAUUCCUGGAUUUAACUCCCUUGGCUUGAUGAUCAUCUAUUUAAUUGUUUUUGUCGUCAGCAUGAUUGGCAAUGGUGUGGUUAUCUUUGUGGUCUGCUCUAUGAAGAAAAGAAGAGCAAGCACAGAUGUCUAUUUGAUGCACUUGGCGAUAGCUGACCUCCUCUUUUGUCUUACCCUCCCAUUUUGGGCUACUGAGUCCCAUUUUGGCUGGAUUUAUGGAAACUUCCUGUGCAAACUCCUGUCAGGACUCCAGGAGUCAUCUGUAUACGGUGGCGUCUUCCUGCUGGCAUGCAUCAGUGUGGACCGUUACUUUGCCAUUGUGAGAGCCACGCGUGUUCUGUCCUCGCAUCGUCACUUGGUGAGUGUGGUUUGCAGUGUUGUGUGGCUGGUGGCCUCAGUCCUGUCUCUACCCUUAGCGAUCAAGAGGGAGAGCAUGUAUGCGGAGGAGCUGGAUGAGAACAUUUGCUAUGAAAACCUAACUGGUGAAAGCAUGGACCAGUGGCGAGUCAGCAUGCGUGUCCUGCGGCACACGUUGGGCUUCUUCCUGCCUCUGACGGUGAUGGCCAUUUGCUACAGCUGCACGGUGGUAAAGCUGUUUCACAGCCGUAAUCACCAAAAGCAUAAGGCCAUGCGAGUGAUUCUGGCUGUGGUGUUAGCAUUUAUUUUCUGCUGGCUGCCUCAUAAUAUCACCGUCUUGACUGACACUCUCAUAAAAGGUGGAUCACUGAAACUUGAGGAGUGCGAGAAUCUCUACAGAGUGGAGCUGAUGCUGAAAGUGACCAAGGUCUUGGCCUACAUGCAUUGUGCAGUCAACCCUGUACUGUACGCCUUCAUUGGGGAGAAGUUCCGGAACCAGCUGCUUUUGGCUCUUUACAAGCAUGGCCUCAUCAGCAAGAGGAUCCAGGUGGCAUACAGGACGGAUUAUGCCAGCAGUAAUGGGAGCAUCAGGUCGAGAAACACUUCAGUGACAUUGUAAAUUUCUGCUAAUGGAAGAUUUCAAACAAUCUUCCCUGUACCUUAGGUGAUGCCCAUUUCUAUUUGUCCAUUUAAAGAGACUGUCCUAAACUCCAGAAAAGUAGCUCCAAUAACUUUGAUAACUAUAAGAUAAUAACUAUUAAAACAAUUUUAAUAUUCCACACCUCCUCCCUAAAGUCUUUCUUGAUCAAAUAAAAAAGCUCAAAUAAGAUGGAAAUAUUGCAAAUAUACAGUCAUACGGAAUUAUUUUAUUAUAAAGUUACAAUACAUUUGUUGCAAUGCUUUGGCUUGCUGUCUCAUCUCAGAUCCUGUCAAAGUC
Menidia menidia (Atlantic silverside) is the source of this 1584-nucleotide messenger RNA. The record is from the annotation of a GenBank genome assembly. Lineage: Eukaryota; Metazoa; Chordata; Actinopteri; Atheriniformes; Atherinopsidae.